Vitrella brassicaformis is the source of this 1355-nucleotide messenger RNA. The record is from the annotation of a GenBank genome assembly. NCBI's taxonomy places the organism in Eukaryota, Vitrellaceae.
CUUGAAUGCAUCUUCUACGUCGACCGCAGAGCGGCCCCUCCCUUUGUGUUUUCCUCUCUCCGUCUCAGGACACACACACACGGCAGAUCGACAGAGCGACAGAACAAGAAAGACCUUCAUGACCACGCACUGGUUUGGUCAUGUUUCGCUCGACAAGUCAUUCAAUUAUCCAGGGCAACACAUACUCGAAAAACCCCCAUCCAUCCAUCCAUCCAACGUUCAUUUGUCAGGCCACCCAGAGAAAAAACUCUAUCGUGCAGUGCUGCGCUGUGUUAUGGUGUGCUGUGCUGCCAUUAAGCCAGCCACUCAGACGGCUAUCGAGUCAUCACUUGUGAGCACCCCCAGCGCCCCCCGCAGCGUCGUUGGCGUUGUGGAACAUGCGCCUGAGCAUCUUCUCCUUCUCGUACCGGCCCUUACUUUGGACACGAAGCGUCUUCUUGACGAGCUUGUAGGCGCCACCACUGUAGUCAUAGUGGUGUGUCACGUGCUCCACCCUGUAGCUUGAACCGUCCUCCUGCACCAAGAUGUCGCCUGGGGUCGUCUACACACACACACAGAGAGAGAGAAAUGGACCGAUCCAUCCAUCCAUCCAUCCAUGUGUACCAGAGGGUGCAGGCGAUAGCGGCCGACGUAUCUCAUUUGCGGCGGGUUGUUGAGUAUUUUCUCCAGCAAGUCGAAGGGCAGCAUGUUGUACUCCCGCACCCUCUUGCCGCGUAUCGACCGCUCGCUGAACCGCACAUUCAGCAGCCCCUCCUUGCCGGGGUCCUUCUCUAUCGGCACAUUCAGAUUGGGCGGCUUCAGCCGCUGCCGAUAGUUGGAGAACGUCAGAUCCUCCGCCCGGUCGUUGGGCGGCCACCGACUGCUGUCGUCCUCGCCGCCAUCGUACUCAUCGCUGUGGGCGGCAGAGAGGGGAGAGGAGGGCGGCCGCCGCCUCCUGACGCUGUGUGGUGAGCGGAAGGCAGCCAGCUGCCGCCGGUGUGACAGCAGAGAACGGCGCGGCUGGUGCAGGAAGGCACUGCUGACAGUGCUGAGCAGCCAUGAGGCGAGCCACAGCAGGAGGGAACCGAGCGGCGAGGAAGGGGCGUCAGAUCGAUGAGGGGAGCGGCUUCGCCGUCCCAUUGAGAAGCGGCCGCCUUUCCACCGCUCUGCAGCACCGCUCCACCGGACCGCGUGCACCCCUUCAGCUCAGUGUGGCAAAGAUCCUUGAAGGAGAGAAGGUGGAGGCCUCUUCCUCCUUUCUCUGCAGCCGCGAACUUGGGGAAAAGCUCGCGAUGCAGAGGGGCUAGGGCCUUCCAUGAAACCGCUGCAGAAGUGGACGAGCGCCACGUACAACACCACAUAUCAUCAUCUGUCAU